This is a messenger RNA of Ceratina calcarata, 2355 nucleotides long. It is a transcript of the gene Tk, whose product is annotated as tachykinin. The record is from RefSeq and is a predicted model, not a curated record. Lineage: Eukaryota; Metazoa; Arthropoda; Insecta; Hymenoptera; Apidae. The coding region runs from base 223 to 1311 and encodes 362 amino acids. The transcript has 6 exons.
CGCGGGGCGUCAGUUCAUCGUUGUCCGUUACGUCGAGCGGGUGGCAUCUUUGAAUCACCCUCUGGUCUCCCGUCUGUUUCUCAACGCGCGAACAUCGUUUUUUAAUUCGAGAUACACGCGCAUCGGUAAGCGGACUGCCGGCUCGUCGGCAUCGACCCUUGCGAGCUGUCCCCAGCUUUCAUCCGAGACAGGUAAACGAAGGAGAACAGCGAGAGACGAAAAAUGAACAUCUUCCCGAUCUUCCUUUCGCUGACAUUGAUCACGUUCGUACUGGCCGAGGAAUCGGAACCCAGUUUCGCCGAUGAGCACGACGACGGGUUCGAGGAGGCCCGAGGAAAAAAGAGUUUCGCCCGGCUGGACCCCGAGGAACUUUUGAAACGUGCGCCGAUGGGUUUCCAAGGUAUGCGUGGAAAGAAAAACUCGAUAAUUGCCGACGACAAACUUUUCGCGGAGGAGACCAAUAAGCGCGCGCCGAUGGGAUUUCAAGGUAUGCGAGGUAAGAAGACGAAUUUAAUCACCGAGUUGGAGGAUAUUUAUUCGCCGGACGAUUACGCGAAGAGGGCGCCGAUGGGUUUUCAAGGAAUGAGGGGGAAGAAGCUGGACGACGACUAUUACAAGCGUGCACCGAUGGGAUUUCAGGGAAUGAGGGGCAAAAAGUCUCUCGAAGAGAUCUUGGACGAAAUUAAAAAGGGAAGGUUCCAGGAUUCGAAGGACAAAGACGUUUAUUUGUCCGAUUAUCCGGAUUACGGGAGGAGAGCGUUCCCUACGGAUCGAUAUGAAAAUAUACUCGAUAAAGGGGACGAAUAUCUAAGAGAAUGGGAAAAAAGAGGCCCGAUGGGAUUCCAAGGAACGAGGGGCAAAAAAAUGAUUCUUGACACGCUGGAAGAACUCGAUAAACGAGAUGUUAUGGCUUUUCACGGGAUGCCAGGUAAGGAAAACGUUCUCGACGCUUACUUACAGCACGGUCCGUUCGAUUAUGAAAAAGGUGGUACGAAUUUUCAAGACACGGAAGCUGGUAGCGAUUCCUUCAAAAGAGCGCGAAUGGGCUUCCACGGGAUGAGAGGGAAGAGGGGCAUCGCGGAGUUUUACGAACCCGGCAAGAGAGGAACGGUGGAUUAUCCAGGAGACGGGAGCAGCUUGACGGAGAACGACCUGGUCGGGUUCGAAAUUGAAAAGCGAUCGCCUUUCAGAUACCUCGGAGUCCGAGGUAAAAAGAACCCGCGAUGGGAAUUCCGAGGGAAAUUCGUUGGGGUUAGGGGCAAAAAGUCGUCGACGUCGCUAGCCACCGGACAGAGACAACCCCUAUUUUAAUAUAUACCUCGAUAACAUCGAAAAGCGAUGAGUAUGAAUGAGGAUUCGUGAAUGUUAUUAGGUAACUAGAUCAGAUCGGUUUCUCCCGUGGGUCGACGUCUUCGUCCGACGCUGUCAUUUUAUUUUCAGAUACUUAGCGAUUGUACCUACUACCGUUUCUAUCGAUGACAACAAUUGCCGUUCUCGUCGUGUACCACUAGUCUCUCGUUUGAUCGUACGAUAGUCGCGAGAAAUAGAAAGAAGUAGCGAGUCGUUUCCGUUGAAAGAUAGCCCUACCAUUUGUAUCCCGUUACUGGUAAAAUGUGCGUCAUUUGUUUCAGACUAUUUUGUGAUCUCUGUAUUUAUGAACAAAUUACCGCACCUCGUAUUUUGUUCCCGGCGAACGUUUUACACGAGGUUCUACGUUUGUGAACAGUCGCUGGCGAACUGAGAGAAUAAAAAUUGUACGAUUCAUCCGAUUUACCUGUUCGAUUCAGAAUGCGCGAUGUAGUAAAAUCGGCGAACCGACUGUUAAGAGGAAAUUAAUUUUGACUAGAUAAAAAUUUGUGUCUAUGUCCUAAUUAAGUGUCUAUUAUCACAGACGAGGUAGUUCCUCUGUGUCAUUACGUCUAGAGACAAAUACAUAUCAAUAAAAGCAACACUUUUCAUAUAUUAAUCAAUCAGACCAGAUAUAAUUUCACGAGUUCGUUUCGUUUCAACGUUCUGUUAAAUUUUCGCGCGAAUUUUCGUGGUACAACGGGAAAUGAGAAUCCCUACUCGAUCUCGAUAAAGCUCCGACUCACUGUUGAUAACGUGCGACGGAUACGAGCUUUCAAAGAGGUGACGCUACUUCUAAAAGGCUACCGUUCCGCUGUCGAUAAUAAGCUCCCGCAAGCUCCCAACACCGGAUGUAUCUACGAGUAGACAGUCACCAACUGAUGCAAUUUUAUUUUGUUCCCUGAGGCUCCGACGCCUGAUUACCAUUUUCACGUUCACUACAGUAGGAAACGCAGUACUAUAUUGUAAAAAUGAAUAAAUUCUGAUUAAUAAGUGAAUGGAAAAAGA